GUUCUCGACCCACAAUAUGGUAUGUAUGUGUGGCCCUGUGCUGUAGUGCUGGCACAGUAUCUGUGGACACAAAGAGACGAGCUGAGAGACAAGACAGUGCUGGAGCUUGGUGCAGGUGUGAGUCUACCAGGUGUGGUGGCUGGGAGGUGCGGUGCAAAGGUGAUCCUGUCCGACAACGCUACGACUCCACAGUGUCUGGAGAACUGCCGGCGCAGCUGUGAAGUUAACGGCCUCCAUGAUGUGCUCGUGCUGGGCCUCACCUGGGGGGACGUCUCACCGGAUCUCGUUCUGCUUCCUAAACUGGACAUCAUCUUGGGAUCGGACGUUUUCUACGAGCCACAAGAUUUCGAAGAUGUCCUUGUGACUGUUGCUUUUCUUCUAAGAGAAAACCCCGGAGCCCAGUUCUGGACCACAUACCAAGAGAGGAGGUUCAGUAAAAAGCUGCUGUGUGUCUGUGAGGGAAACAGCACCUUGCUCCGCAGGUGGAAGCUGAGCUGCAUCGACGUUCGGCCGGAAAACUUUGACGCCGAUAAACCCGAGCUGGCCGGAUCGUCAACUCCGGGCAUCCACAGUGUCCAGAUGAUGAUCAUCACGCUGAAGGCAGACGAUGUCGGGCUGUAACAGACUAGAUGUCGGUCGCUGUGCCGUGACUUUAGCACAAACUGAGACUGACGGUGUCAACAGCGGUUCCAGGAACUCUGAAGGUGGAGAAAUGAAUGUCAAACAUGACAUUAAACGUUUAUAGUUAUGAAGAAAGGUCACAUUUUACGUGUUUUCAGUCUUUAAAGUGUUAUGAAAUAUCAACCUGAAUCAGAUUUAAAUGUGUAACUUUAAAGGUCUAGUUCCUUUUGCAUAUGUCUGACUUCAUCCUUAUCUGUGAAACGUCUCAAAGGCAAAAAUCUAACCUGUUAUUUUAACUUUCA
Molecule: messenger RNA, 923 nt
Organism: Siniperca chuatsi (mandarin fish)
Lineage: Eukaryota; Metazoa; Chordata; Actinopteri; Centrarchiformes; Sinipercidae
Product: methyltransferase-like protein 23
Exons: 3
Coding region: 22-621 (199 amino acids)
Cellular component (GO): cytoplasm; nucleus
Source: RefSeq, a predicted model, not a curated record